Naumovozyma castellii is the source of this 1326-nucleotide messenger RNA. RefSeq lists its product as uncharacterized. The record is from RefSeq and is a predicted model, not a curated record. The transcript has a single exon. Lineage: Eukaryota; Fungi; Ascomycota; Saccharomycetes; Saccharomycetales; Saccharomycetaceae. The coding region runs from base 1 to 1326 and encodes 441 amino acids.
AUGAUUACGGCAAAGCAAAGGUCCCAAACUAUUCAAUUAGAUCAAGAACAUUUUGAUCAAUUCUACGACCAAUACGUCACAGAAUUGAACGAAUCCAGAAGAAGAGGAACCCAUAUUACUCAGUUCAAUGCUGUAGAAAACGAGGAAUCAUUAACCCCGAACGCAAGAUUUGUUUCCACUUUCAGGGAACCUUUGAUGAAUAAUAGAUACUACGCUAAUUAUUUGUAUCACAUGAAACAACAAAGGCACCCAUCCCUACGUAAAUAUGAAUCACGAAACCCUAAUAUAGUGACACCAGAGUUUCUUAAGGGCAAAGAGGAAAAACAGAAAAAUGAUCUAUUCAAUUUACAAAUGAAAGAGCAGAAUUUGCAAAGAUUGAAAAACUCCCAAAGAAUAAUUACUUCUUCAACAGCAAGGACUUACCCACAACAACAAAACAUUUACCCCAAAGUUUAUUACGAACACUCUAAGAAAAGAACUCCACCUACGGAACAAGAACAAUUUCAUAGAGGGAUGAACCCACCAUCACCAAAGUACCCAAUCGCUACACCACAGAAUCCCGAGAUUCUAGUGCAAUUGACAGAAAACCAAAAUAAAAUCGUGUCCAAGGAGACCUAUGAUCGUUUAGUUCAGGUGCAAUCAGAACAUGAUGCUUGGUUGAAAAGUUACAAUGCGGAAAACAUGGCAAAUUACAAUCAAAGGCAUCAAUGGUAUCAGAAACAGAUAGAUGUCUUGGAUGAGAAGAUUAGGUACUACCAAGAGAUGAGUAAUGUGUUGGAAGCUGAUUAUUUGCGUGUUUCCGAAAUUAAUAAAAAUAAGGCAUUGGUUAAGAGGUUCCAAAUUAAUAAAUUGAUCGGUGAGGAAAAGAUUCUUUUGAUGAAAAAUAGAAACUACUUGCAAACAGAAAUUAUUAAAUUGAAGGAACAGGAAGAAAGGGAGAAGGAAAAGGCCGAAGGGAAAGAAAUACAGCCACUAGGAACUGAGCAGGCAGGAAUUACAAAGGCAGAAUGUACAUCUUCCAUUUCAUCAACUUCUUCAGAAUCAUCACCUUCUUGUGCAUCAUGUCACUCUAAGGAACAACCCGGGACGGAACCAAUUGUUGAGAAAUCCACAAUCGAACCAGCCGAGGAAAAAAAUGUUACCGAACCAAUCGUCGAACCAACCAAAGGGAACGAUAAGGAACCGGCAAUUGAAAUGAAUGAAGAAUCCAACGUCGAGACCAAAAAAAAUGAUCGAUUAUUUGAAAUUUCCUCUAAUGAAAAUGAACAAGGGGAAAAUGACUCCAAAUAUGAAAUAUUGGAAGAGGAAGAAAUUAAAUACAUUUAG